This is a messenger RNA of Lodderomyces orthopsilosis Co 90-125, 1266 nucleotides long. RefSeq names its product tryptophan--tRNA ligase (gene WRS1). The transcript has a single exon. Gene Ontology annotation, biological process: tryptophanyl-tRNA aminoacylation. The record is from RefSeq and is a predicted model, not a curated record. Gene Ontology annotation, cellular component: cytoplasm. Lineage: Eukaryota; Fungi; Ascomycota; Pichiomycetes; Serinales; Debaryomycetaceae. Gene Ontology annotation, molecular function: tryptophan-tRNA ligase activity; ATP binding. Bases 1 to 1266 code for a protein of 421 amino acids.
AUGUCAGUUGAGGACAAAGUAGUUGAUUUGAAACUUCAAGAUGAAGCUGAACAAAAGAUUACCCCAUGGGAAGUAGAAGGUGCCGUUGUUGAUGGAAAAUCACAAGGUAUAGAUUAUGAAAAAUUGAUCAAGCAAUUUGGAACCAAAGCCAUUACCCAAGAGACAUUGACUAGGUUUAAAGAGGUUACAGGACAAGAACCACAUCCAUUUUUGAAACGUGGUGUUUUCUUUUCCGAAAGGGAUUUACACAAGAUUUUGGACUUGUAUGAACAUGGUGAACCAUUUUUUUUGUAUACGGGAAGAGGACCAUCAUCCGAUUCUAUGCAUUUGGGACACAUGAUUCCGUUCAUUUUCACCAAAUGGUUGCAAGAUGUAUUUGAUGUACCAUUAGUGAUUGAGUUGACUGAUGAUGAGAAGUUUUUAUUCAAACCCAAGUUAACCAUUGACGAUGUGAAGAAAUUUGCUGUUGAGAACGCCAAAGAUAUCAUUGCCGUAGGAUUCAAUCCUGAAAACACAUUCAUCUUUUCCGACUUACAAUACAUGGGUGGUGCAUUUUAUGAAAACGUUGUUAGAACUUCACGUCAAAUUACAACUUCAACCGCAAAAGCAGUUUUCGGGUUCACUGAUACCGAUUGUAUUGGAAAGAUUCAUUUUGCCAGUAUUCAAAUUGCAACCGCAUUUCCUUCAUCGUUUCCUGAUGUUUUAGGAUUACCACCAAAGACCCCAUGUUUAAUUCCAUGUGCUAUUGAUCAAGAUCCAUACUUCAGAGUGUGCAGAGACGUUGCCGAUAAAUUAAAGUUUUCAAAACCUGCAUUGAUUCAUGCCAAAUUCUUCCCAGCAUUACAAGGAGCUUCAACCAAAAUGUCUGCUUCUGACACAACUACUUCGAUUUUUAUGGAUGAUACACCUAAACAAAUCCAAAAGAAGAUUAAUAAGUUUGCGUUUUCUGGAGGUCAAGCAUUAAUGGAAGAUCAUAGAAAAUACGGAGGUAAUGUUGAUGUUGAUGUUGCAUACCAAUACUUGUCAUUUUUUAGUUAUGAUGAUGAAAAAUUGGAAAAAUUGGCCGAGGGUUAUAGAAAAGGUGAAAUACUAUCGGGUGAAAUGAAGAAGGAAUGCAUCACAGUGUUGCAAGAAUUUGUAGGUGCUUAUCAAGAAAGAAGAAGUAAGGUUGAUGAUGAGGUUGUUGACAAGUUUAUGAAACCUCAUAAAUUGGUCUAUGGUCAACAAGAAAGAAAGGUUGCACCUAAACCAAGGCAAAAGAAGUAG